Molecule: messenger RNA, 919 nt
Organism: Entrophospora candida
Lineage: Eukaryota; Fungi; Glomeromycota; Glomeromycetes; Entrophosporales; Entrophosporaceae
Source: the annotation of a GenBank genome assembly
GAAUCACGUUGGUAUUUAGAAGAUAUAGCAGAAAAGUUAUUAAUAAAGCGACAAGAAAUCAAUCAAAAAACAAAUGAAUUGAUUAAAAAAAUAGGUAGAAUUUUAGCAACUGAUAAUGAUGGUAUAUGGUGUAUGUUACCAGAAUCAUUUCCUGGAAAUUUUACUUUACAAUUAUCUGAUGGGAAUGAACUUUCUUUUUCAUUUCCUUGUUUGCUAAUCAACUACCUAACUUGGACCAAUCUAAAAGUUGUUAAUCAGCAACGAGACUUUAAUAAUUAUUUUGAAAUUGAUGAUGGAUUUAGAGCAGUUAUUAUGCCAAAGUUUGAUUGUAAUAAUCGCUUAAAAAAUAUCACUAUAGCUUUUACAAAGGCAGGCAGUCUUGAAGAAAAUAAAAAAAAUGAUUUGGUCAAAUUUAAUGAAAAAAACCUGAUAAGGUUUUUUGAAGCAAGUAUUUUGCCAGAAUUUUUGAAAGGAAAUUCACUGGAGGAAUGUUACCAGCAUGUCAAUAGAUUAUCUGAAAAUUUUCUAAAAAUAAUUAUACUGAAAGGCAAAUCACUUUCAGAUAAUGAGCUGAUUAAAUAUUUUAGUGUAAAAUACAAUGCAAGUCCCACCAUUAAUGACAGUUCAUCAAGAGCUGUGAUAAAUCGUAUGUCAGAGUUCCUAGGUGAUGAGAUUCUUAAAGAAAGCAAGAUAACCUGUCACUUUGUCAUAUCUUCUAAGCCAAGAAAUGCUUUAUUAAGUCAACGUGCAAUUCCAAUAGAUAUAUUUUUUGCUGAAGAAGAAGUCAAAAAAGCUCACCUGAGGAAAUGGCUUGGAGAUCCAGAAAUGGAAUCAUUUGAUGUGCGUGAAAUAAUACAUUGGGGGCAUUAUAUGGAAAAGCUUAAAUUAUUAAUAGAAAAGCUUGUGAUAGCUCCUGCAU